AUGGCCAAGGUGUAUAAUGAGUCCCACAUGAGCGAGACAACUCCGCUCGAAGAAUCACCCAUUCCAUUGACUGAUCCAGUGGAAAGGAUUGCUACUGAUGUUGACUCCUGCAACAGCCCGUGCAAUAGAGUGGCUCACCAAGACAAUCUUGACAUUUAUGAUGCAUCUCCUGUCUUCUGGUGGAGCUUCUCGAUUGAGGAGGUGAUCCAUAGUUUGAAUGACACUCCAACAUUGUACAUGAACUUGCCAUGGUUUUUGGGAGUUGCAAAGGCUCAAAUGAGCCUUGGUCCUGCUCGCAUGUCGCCUCGUGCUUGCAAGUGGGACCUUGACCCAAGUCUUCCUACCUUUGCUGCCCCUUGCUUCCACCCUGUCAUUCCACCAACACGACUUCCGGAAGACACAGGGUGCAUCAACCACAGUCUCAGAAGCUCACUGGACAAGGAGAUUUUGGAGUUGAAGAACUACCUUCCUGAGUGGACUGCUGCCAAAAGGAGUGAGAAGCGAGCGAUUUUCACUGCCAUAGCAAGGGCGGCCAGGUUGUUUGCUCCUAAGUUGGACCAAAAACAAUGGAAAAAGAGGAAGCAGGUGUACAAGACUUGGUUGUUCAACAACAAGAAAAAGAAGGAAAGGAAGGACAUGAUCAAGUAUGGGAGGAAAUGGACACCCAGGAUGGUGGUCUACCAGCAGAAACGCGAAGAGGUGCUGAAGAGGAUUGAGGACGAGUCUGGGGUAAAGCCAGGAGAUCCUGGUAUGUUCAAACAUUAUCAGGCGGCGGUGAAGAGAGUCAUGGCUGAAUUGGACGACGAUGAGUUGGAGAAGGCAAAAGAAACAGCGGAGGAGUGGUCCAACAACUGUCCGCCUCCGGAGAUACAAGCACAAGUAGCUCGUAAGAAGGGUCCGGCAUAUAUGGAGCACUUUUCGAACGAGAUGUGGAGGCAAUGUGGGAUGAGAGUUUUUGUGAUGUCGGCUUGGAAGAAUGAAAAGGGAGAGGUGCUGCAUGAUGAUAACAAGGCCUUAGGAAAUGGGGACAGCUUCAUGAAGACGAAGGACUGGGAGGACAUUGAGCCAGUGUGGCAGGAGUACAGCGCAGGAACAGUUCGGCUCCAGUGGCAUGGGAUGGAGGAUGUCAGGUCAAGGGAGGUCGAAAAAGAAUUCGAAAACCAGCUUUCGAACUCAAAAUGGACGGGGAGGGAGAAGAAGGCCAUAGUGAGGGCCUUUCUUACAUCGCACUAUCGGAUAUGUUCCGGGAAGGACAAGGCGGUUGUGCCAUGGAGUGCCAUUGUACAAAGUCAGGAUGACUUCGUGGCCCGGACGUAUCUUCCGGCGGAUGUUAACUUGAAGGAGCCUUCGAAGCUGCAAAAUUGGGACACGACUGCCUUGCUCCAUUUCUGGUGUGCUCGGCAGGAAACAGGCAAAGGUCCCACAUUUCUGUUCAAAGCAUGGAAGAACAAUGAUGGGGACAUGGUACCAUCUGUCAUAUCUGGCAAGUCGCCCUCUCCUCAGACUCAUAUAGUGAGAAAGCAGCAGAGGGUUACCAUCCGAAGGCCUCGGGAUUCGUCGACAGAAGCCGAGAGUGAUAAGGAGAGUGCCACUAAUCAUACUGAGGAUGAUGUGGAUGAUGACUUGGCUGACGGGAGACAUCUGCUGAAGAAACCCAGGACGGUGAAGGUACAACAAUUCAGAUGGGUUUCUGGACCAGGCUCAAGGCUCAGAGGAGAGGAAAUAUCAUAA
Messenger RNA from Suillus discolor, 1731 nucleotides. RefSeq lists its product as uncharacterized. Bases 1 to 1731 code for a protein of 576 amino acids. The record is from RefSeq and is a predicted model, not a curated record. Lineage: Eukaryota; Fungi; Basidiomycota; Agaricomycetes; Boletales; Suillaceae. The transcript is spliced from 11 exons.